AUGCGAUCGCCGCUCUCACCGCUUUGGGCAAACGUAAACAUGAACAAAAUAGAGGACAGCUUCAAGAUGGCACCGCUACAACCGACAGUGCUCAUGCGGUACCUGGAUGAUGACUUCGCAAUUUGGUCACAUGGAAGAGAAAAACUAAGGGAUUUUCUGCAAUUUGUAAACCAGAUUAAUGCGGUUACCAAAGAAGUCUUGAUCCGGGAUAAUACUCAACGUCCAGUUCCACCACAAUUACAGGCUAAAGAUAGGAACAAUGAGGAGCAUGAUCAUCCGAAGGCUACGUUUAGCGGAUGUGGAAUUUGGGGCGAGGAGUUGGGCAAAUUGACUGGGCCAUUUCUCGGAACCGGCUACCCAAGCGAAACCCUCAAAGCCUCUUCUUUUGGCGAAUUUGGAAAUGCCCAUUUCUUCAACUAUGCAUCAAUUGGGCCGUAUUUUCGCCUUUUUCCGCUCACAGGACCAGUGUUGCUACAGACUUGCCGAAACCUCCUCAUCGGUUGUCAAUUCGGUGUUCGCGUUUUGGUUCUGGAGGCAAGGGGUUCAAAUAAGGUGAGAAUGACAAAGCUGCAACAUCUGCAAGUGCCAUGUUGCCGAAAUUCGUGCGAUUUGCAGCACUUUUGCCAGUCCACUGAUCUGCAAAUGAGUAAAAAAGGCCGCUUCUCCUCCUCACCUCAGCCUGAAAGGUUUCCUCCAUCCAAAACCGACGAACAGGCGUCGUCUACAAACCGGUACAGAUCGACUGUUCGCGACGCUUUACUCCCACCAAUGCACUCACUUCCGGUGGGCCUGUCGCAGAACAACAUUGCGACAAACGUGGCCACCAUUUCCUGCUGUACCACACUGUCUUGUCCACUUCGCCAAUUGGUAAACACUCAGUCGCCAUGGCGACCCACCAUUGCCGCCGCGUUGAGUUGGGACAAUUUUAAAGAAAGAUGA
This is a messenger RNA of Protopolystoma xenopodis, 939 nucleotides long. NCBI's taxonomy places the organism in Eukaryota, Metazoa, Platyhelminthes, Monogenea, Polystomatidea, Polystomatidae. The record is from the annotation of a GenBank genome assembly.